AUGAAUAUCAACGAAUAUCUAGGCCAUCCACCUCAGCAUCAUCCCCACCAGCAGCAACCUCACACUUAAUCAGAUUUCAGGCAGCAUCUGCCGAUCUAGCAAAUCUCGGAGCAUGACUACGUUACCAGAUCUGACAUGGCUCAGGUCAUAGUGACCAUUAUCUAGCAUUAUGAAAGGAGGAUUUAGUAACUUGAAUAAGGUUAUGAGGUGAUUAUUCAAUAAUUGAAGAUUAAUCAAGAUUAAAUUAACCAUAAUACCUAAGCAAACUUAAGAGACAUCACUUCCCCAACUAUUUUAACAGAUCACUCUUAAUAGAAUUCACUCCAGCAAACAGCUCCUACAUCUCACAAUCAGCAGGAGAAUACUCAUUCUAAUAAUAUUCAUAUAAAUCUCACUCAUAAUCAGAUCACAACUAAUAACACUAACACUGGUAAUGUGCUUUAACCUAAUAGCAGUCUCAUUAAUUAGUCAAAUACCUAACCUCAGUAGAGAAAUCAAGAGUCAGCAUCAACUAAACCAUCUGAGAUUUUAAGCACAGAAAAUUCUGAAUCAUCUCUAAGUUAGCCAAUAGUUACGGCUGCUGCAGGUCAUCAAACGAAUAAAUAAUUAAAGUCAUAUUCUUAAAACAAACCUAGGCAGAUAGAGAGUUCAUGCAACUAGAUUAUUGAUGAGAUAAACUCUAUCAUUUCUACAAGUAAACCCUCAACCACAAAGGCUCAACAGCAACCAAUCAAGUUUUAAAAUAAAAUAGUCAAUAAUAACAAUAAUAUAUCUCUGGAUAAUACACUUCAUGGACAAUCUUGCAUAAUUUACAACGAUAGUAUCAGCAUACCAACCUCAACAAAGUAUAAAUAGGGGUCAGUUGCUGCUCUUUAAAGCUUGGUCAAUACUAAUGCUAAUGAUAAAAAUUUGAAGAUUCAUAAUUUUUCAGAGAUAAAAAAUAAGAUCAGCAUGUUUAAUAUCUAACAGUUUUAAAGUCCUUCAAUGACAAGUAACCUCAAUAAGAUAUAACAGUCACCAGAUCAAGAAAAUACUAAUGAUAAAAGUUAAGCCAAUGGUUAGUAUCAAUCCUCUCCAGAUUCAUUAAUGGCUGUUACAGAGACUCAAACUUAAAAAGAUUUAGUGUAAGUAGAGAGUAAUUACAAGUAAUCCAAACAGAUGAUUAGCAUAUGCACUUAAGAUUAUAACAUAACUGAAUUGUAAUCCCCAGCUCAAGAUCUUCCAUAAAAAUAAAAUAUUGUUUAAUAAAAUAAGAAAAAGCAUAGUAAAAGUCUAAAUCACGGGUAAUAAUUGUAAAAGCCUGAAAAGAAUAAAACCUAGAAUGAAACGAUGGGAUGUCAAAAUAUAAGCCUUUCGAUAUUGAUGGAGGAAGAUAGUAAUUCCUAAUAAGUUCUUGAAACCAAAACAAAAAAUACUCAUUCAACAUCGAAUUUAAGAGACUAAAGAUCUACAAAUGGAGUCCUGUAAAUCCUUAAUCAUAAUGUGAGUAGCAAUCAUGCUGUCAAGAAGCCUAUAUUAGACAAGCAAAGAUCAACUGCAUCACUUGGAAAUAAGAUUCAAGCAACUUUAAAUCAAACUAUCCUUUAGCAAACUCAUAAAUAAUCGAAGUCAAGUUCUUAAAAUAACAAAAAGGCUAAAGUUUAAGUAUAAAGCAAAGCUCAUUGCAUGAUUUAGAAGCAUUAAAAAUCUGUUAAUAAAACUUAGAAUUUAUAGCAAUCUAAAUUACAAACAAAAGUUGACCUUCAAAAAUAACUAGAACAUUUGCAAUCUCAGAGUAAUGUUAGUAUUCAGCAAGAUAAGAAUAUGAGAAAUCUAAAUUCAAGUGCAGAUUCAAAGGAAAAUAAAGCCAUCAAAGCACAUAAGAAACAGAUUUAAUCAAUGGUAAAGAAGCAGAUAAUAAGUAGAACCUUAGCUACUGUUGGAAGUACUUCUUAAUGUUAAACAGCAAAAUAAUCAGAGACCUCAAGCAGCAGUAUUGCUAAAAUUCUAAUGCCUUAAUUUACAAAUGAAAAACUACUCAAGAUUCGAACUCCUCUAAGUUAAAGUAGAACUAAGAAUUCAGCAUAUAAUCCAAGCAUGGAUGGAUCUAAAAGUCUAUGCUCUGAUCUCCAGCUAAGUACCAAAAAGGAAUAGUAAUAUAGAUCUGAGUAAAGUAAUCUAGAUACAAUUCUAAUUGAACUCCCAGUAGAAAAGAAUGCUUUAUCACAGAAUAGAACCUUUGACAGCUCUAACAAUAUUACCAAGGAGGAGCUUUUAACCAUGAGAGAUCUUGAAGCUAUUCAGCAAAAUUAAUAAACUAAAGUUGAUGAAAUCGAUAAUCAAAUAGACCUAGCAAUCUCGAGAGAGGAAUUGAAAGUUAAAGAAGGUCCAAUUACUAUUUAAUCUAAGAAAAUAUCUUCAUAAAACUCAAUUUUAGGUUAAAGCGCAUUCAACUUGAAUGCAGAUUGUGAAUAGUCUAUUAUCCAUUCUGGCUCAAUGACAACGAGAGAAAAAUCAGGUCCUAUCUAGGUUGGAUAUUUAGACAAGCAUACAAUUUUAGUCAAGAAGAGGGCACCAGCUAGUAGACUUCAAGGAACCUAAGCUGAAUCUAGAUUGAGCAAUCUUGUACAAACAAUUUAGAAAUAUAAAAACGAGCAAAGUAGUAAUGAACCCAGAUCUUUAUCAAGAGAAGAAUCAAUGGCUAAUAUGUAUUUCAAACUAGACAACUGCAAAGAGGAAGAACAACUAGACUUGCUUGAUAGAAAGCUUUAGCAACUAUCUCUUGAUAGUCAAUAACUGAGGAAAUCGAAAAUACUUCCAGGGAGCAGCAGCAAUCAUACUAGUAUAUCUUCAAUUCAUAGCGAAAAAUAAAGAAGUAAAAAAGACGAAGACUAAUGUGAUAAUUCAGUUGUGAUAGAUAACGUUGAACUUAGUAGUAGUGUAAUAAAAAUUAAUAAUGGAAAUCAAGUCUAAUAGAGUAACGAGGAUAAUAGUCUCCUAGUAAUUCAGAAUGAGUCAAUGCAUUCCUAAAACUACAAAAGAGAUUCCCAGUCAUCGACUUAAAAAUCAAGAAAUCUCUAGCAAUAUCAAGAGUACUUCUCUUUCUCAAAUGUCGAGAAGGAAAAUCUUAUGAAAACCACUUAGGAAAAUGGAAAUAGCCAGACAAGUGUGAGUAUUUGCAAAGACUCUAAGAAAUUCGACACCUAGGAAUACUGUAAACUUGAAAGAUCAGACACUAUGAUAAAAUUGACUGUAUAAAGCGAUAAGUAAUCUUAGGAACAACAGAUUGAGGAAGAGGAAUAGGAUGAAACUAUAGCUUUUAAGACCUGCUUUAAAGAUCUUACUGGAGAUGUCCUAGAUAUAAUUUCAGAAUUCCUUCCCAAUCAUGAUCAAAUUAUUCCUCCUAUCUUUACUCUUACUAAUUCAACCAUUCUUGCUAACUACUGCAACUACAAAAAGGAAAAUUUUGCUAUACAAAACGAAAUCUUGGUGGACUAGAUAGCCGAGUUAAAGAAGGAACUUUUUGACUACUUUGAUCAGAAGCUAUUCAAGAUGUCAAAGGGACUUAGCAUUAUUUACUUCUCCAACAUUAAUUCAAAGGAAUGGGUCAUUCUUGAAGAGAUGUGCAAGGAACGUGCACUUAGUAAAGAUGAUCUGACAUUGCUUAAAGUUUACAUGCUACUUCUGGGUAUUAAACCUAAAUAGACCAAUCCAGAGCUUUAGGAGUAACUAAAUAAAUUGAUAAAUGAGCACAAGAACAGGUUGAAUCAAAUAUUUAAUCCAGAGUUGCAUUUUACUUUUGGUCCUCAGAUACUUUGCCAGGUUGGUUCCCUGCUUUAAAACUUUAGCCUGGAACACUAUAUCAUAAACUAUCAAAAGACUCAGCAGUCUCAGAUUAAGAAAAUAAGGACGUUAUAAAUUCUAGCCUAGAUAAUAUACGAGGCUCUAUAAUUUUGUAAAAUAGUGCCGAACAGAAUUGAGAGUGACAUCAGAGAGCUGGAAAGGGUGAUUGAUAUAUAUACCAAUCAACAAGAGAGACUAGAUAGGAUGAUAAAAAUCAAGGACGAUGAAUGA
This is a messenger RNA of Stylonychia lemnae, 4053 nucleotides long. The record is from the annotation of a GenBank genome assembly. Lineage: Eukaryota; Ciliophora; Spirotrichea; Sporadotrichida; Oxytrichidae.